Messenger RNA from Coffea arabica (coffee), 1088 nucleotides. The record is from RefSeq and is a predicted model, not a curated record. Lineage: Eukaryota; Viridiplantae; Streptophyta; Magnoliopsida; Gentianales; Rubiaceae.
UUUAACCUUAACUUCCAAUAUUCUUUUGCCUGCUUUUGCAACAAAAAUUUUGGAUCAAUCCCUCAUCAGCUGUAAGGUCAAGCGAGAAGAGAGAGAGGGAAAAAUUAUCGUCAUGGCAGGAGAGGGAUCAUCGAGUUCAAGAUCCUUAAGUGAUCAAUCAGCUGCUGCUCCUAGCCGCUAUGAAUCCCAAAAGAGAAGAGAUUGGAACACUUUUGGUCAAUAUUUGAAGAAUCAAAGACCUCCAGUUCCACUCUCCCAAUGUAAUAGCAGCCAUGUUCUCGAGUUCCUUCGAUACUUAGAUCAGUUUGGCAAGACUAAAGUUCACUUGCAAGGUUGCAUGUUUUAUGGCCAGCCUGAGCCACCUGCCCCAUGUACUUGUCCGCUUAGACAAGCUUGGGGCAGCCUCGAUGCCCUCAUCGGAAGGCUUCGCGCCGCCUAUGAAGAGAACGGAGGAUCCCCAGAAAGCAACCCCUUUGCUAGUGGUGCAAUAAGAGUUUAUCUUAGGGAAGUGAAGGAGUGCCAAGCUAAGGCAAGGGGAAUCCCAUAUAAGAAGAAAAAGAAGAAGACUUCCCCAUCAGGAGGCAAAGGAGAUGAUGAGUCAAGUUCAUCCUUGCCAUUCUCCUAAAUUCAAUCAAUGCUUUCAACAAAUGGAAUCUAGUUGUCUCCAACAACGGACCGUGGGGAUGCAACUACAUUCUAACAGAUGAUUAUGUGUACUAUUUGUCUGGAUUCUAUAUUAUUUUCUGGAUACAGAACUAAGACCAACAAAUAAAAGUUCAAGUCAAGGACAUUGUCUUUAAUUGAGUAGAUUUAAUGACAAGAUACUUAAAGCAAAUCUAAUCUAGCUACUAAAGCAAGUCUAACACCACUCCAACCCAUGCAUGUACUAAGUGGCGACCACUUUUGCUUUGAUUUGCCAUACAAGAUUUGCAUAUCAAGAAUCAGAAGUUGGUCUUCUCAUCGAUACGAAAAACUAUCAAGAUUUGAAAGCAGAUUUACUCCUCCAGUGGAGAAAACAAAACAAAUUUUCUGCACUAGUAUAAUGGCUUCCGUGUGUUGCAGAUAGUUUAAUUAAUUAAAUUUAUGUA